This is a messenger RNA of Micropterus dolomieu (smallmouth bass), 2301 nucleotides long. It is a transcript of the gene galcb, whose product is annotated as galactosylceramidase b. NCBI's taxonomy places the organism in Eukaryota, Metazoa, Chordata, Actinopteri, Centrarchiformes, Centrarchidae. The transcript has 17 exons. Gene Ontology annotation, cellular component: lysosome. The record is from RefSeq and is a predicted model, not a curated record. Gene Ontology annotation, molecular function: galactosylceramidase activity. Gene Ontology annotation, biological process: galactosylceramide catabolic process. The coding region runs from base 44 to 2044 and encodes 666 amino acids.
ACGCAGCAUCCGCGCGCAUUGUGCGGACACUCCGGGCACCGGGAUGGACCGACGGGUGUCUGCGGCUGCUGUUUUAUGUUGUUUUUAUUUGUCUUUGGAGUGUUGCUCUUGUCACACGUAUGUGCUGAACGACAAAGAAGGGCUGGGCCGGGUUUUUGACGGAAUUGGAGGUCUGAGCGGCGGAGGGGCGACGUCCCGUUUACUGGUCAGUUAUGCUGAGCCAUACCGCAGCCAGAUAUUAGACUACCUGUUCAAGCCAAACUUUGGAGCCUCUUUGCACAUACUGAAGGUGGAGAUUGGAGGAGACGCUCAAACGACUGAUGGAACGGAGCCGUCACACAUGCACUAUGAGAAUGACGAGAACUACUUUCGAGGCUAUGAGUGGUGGCUGAUGAAAGAGGCCAAGAAGAGGAAUCCAAAUAUUACACUUAUAGGUUUACCCUGGGCCUUUCCUGGUUGGGUGGGCCAUGGAAAGAACUGGCCCUAUGAUUACCCAGACAUCACUGCAGCAUAUGUGGUGAACUGGAUCCUCGGUGCCAAACAGUACCAUGACCUGGACAUUCAGUAUGUUGGGAUUUGGAAUGAGCGAAACUUUGACAGCAAGUACAUCAAGCUGCUGCGGUACACUCUGGAUAAGAAUGGUCUGGAGUGGGUCAGGAUCAUAGCCAGUGACAACCUGUGGGAGCCCAUUGCCCUGUUUCUGCUGAACGACUCUGAUCUCAGCAGUGCUGUAGAUGUGAUAGGGGCCCACUACCCAGGCACCACCACAGUGAAAGACGCCCUGAAGACGCAGAAGAAGCUGUGGUCGUCAGAGGACUACAGCACUUUCAAUGAUGAGGUGGGGGGAGGCUGCUGGGCUCGCAUCCUCAACCAGAACUACGUCAAUGGACUCAUGACUGCCACCAUCUCCUGGAACCUGGUGGCCAGCUACUAUGAGGACCUCCCAUUCGGCAGAGACGGGCUAAUGACAGCUCAGGAGCCCUGGAGCGGCAACUAUGUGGUGGAGGCCCCUAUCUGGAUCACAGCCCACACAACACAGUUCACCCAGCCAGGAUGGACCUACCUACAGACUGUUGGACAUCUGGCACAAGGUGGAAGUUACGUGGCGCUGACUGAUGGGAAAGGAAACCUCACUGUUGUCAUAGAAACCAUGACUCAUGAUCAGUCAGUGUGCAUAAGACCUCCACUCCCACCUUUCAAUGUGACAUCCCAGAAUGCAACUUUCCAGCUUCAGGGAUCCUUUGCCUCCAUCAAGGAACUCCAAGUAUGGCGGUCACAGUUUAACGUCAAAACAAAGAAGCCCUCCUUCUUCGAGAACAUAACUCCACUGAAGCUUUUAGAUGGAUCAUUCACCUUAAAUCUGGCUGAAGAUGAGGUUUACACAUUAACAACAAUUACAACGGGACAGAAAGGCUGUUACCCUGACCCACCUCCUUCUGCUCGCUUCCCUAAUGUCUACAAGGACGACUUCAGGGUUGAAAACCCUCCUUUCUCGGAGGCUCCACACUUUGCCGACCAGACAGGGGUGUUUGAGUACUACAUCAACCUCACUGACCCCGGGCCUCACAUCUUCACCUUCAGACAGGUUCUCACUCAGAGACCUGUCACAUGGGUGAGUGAUGCUGACCAGACCAUCAGUGUCAUAGGAGACUAUCAGUGGCAGAACCUGACGGUUACAUGUGAUGUCUUCAUGGAGACCAUUAAGGCAGGUGGUGUGUUCAUAGCAGCCAGGGUGGAUAAAGGCGGCCAGUCAGUCCGCAGCGCUAAAGGAGUCUUCUUCUGGGUGUUUGCAGAUGGCACAUACAAAGUUACCAAUGAUCUCGCUGGAAAGACUGUACUUGCAGAGGGACAGUCUGGGACCCGAGCAUAUGGUUGGCACACCUUAUCACUUACUGUGAAAGGCCAGUAUGCGUCAGGGCUGCUGAAUGGAUACCUGCUGUGGAAGAAUGCUGUGGUACUGACACCAAAGAAUGGCUGGGCUGCUAUAGGAACACGCUCAUUUGAACUGGCACAGUUUGAUAACUUCGCUGUAGUGGCAGAGUAAUGAUUUGACUGCGAAAUAAUGAUUUGAGCUAUGCUGGGAAUAUUGUGAUUAAUUUAUUAACUUGAUCAAUGCAUUGGUUUAACACUUCAGUGUGCUAAAUAGAGAUUCAUUUUAUUUUGUCUUUAUAAAGAUUUAACGCUCUUAAACAAGAAUUAAUGGAACAAGAAGGCACAUAAUCUAACGGAACAAACUGCAGCCUUGUAUAAUUGUAAAUGAUUUUGCACUGUUUUUUAUGGAAUAAAAACCUAUAAAAUUUU